AACGACUCGUGUCGUGCAAGAACCCCACCGCCUCGCUGACUCAAACUUUCUAUUAUAAAAAACGAGAGCGAAACAAAGAAAUCGAACCAGAUAAAUCGUAGAAAACUCAAAACAGGAAGGAAAAUGCCAGGACUAACUUGUAACGCUUGUAAUAAAGAAUUCAAUGAUGAUGCUGAACAAAAACUCCAUUACAAGUCUGAAUGGCACCGUUACAAUCUUAAACGCAAGGUUGCUGGUGUUCCGGGAGUGACUGAAGCAUUGUUUGUGGCUAGACAGUCUGCAAUUGCUAAAGAGAAAGAGAAGAAUGAAAUCCCUAUGCUUUAUAGUUGUGUUCUAUGCAACAAGGGAUAUCAAAGUUCCAAAGCUCAUGAUCAGCACCUUAAAUCAAGGAGCCAUAUACUGCGAGCUUCUCAAGGAACAAACCAAGAAGAGGAGAAUACUGUGAUUAAACAGCUUCCUCGUCGUGAGGUGAAUAAGCGUGCUGCGCAAUGGGAGGCAGAUGCUGGAGAAAGUGAAGAGAGUGAGGAUGAGUGGGAAGAAGUUGGUUCAGAUGAAGAGCUGGUUGCUGCGGCCACUAAGUCUUUGAUUGGUUUGAAUGUAAAUGAGAUGGCCUCUCUUGUUGAUAUAGUUGAGGAUGAAGAAGAUGAUGAGUUGUUGGAUCCAUCCUGUUGCUUCAUGUGCGAUCAAGAGCAUGAUAACAUAGAAAGUUGCAUGGCUCACAUGCAUAAGCAGCAUGGGUUCUUUAUUCCUGAUGUCGAGUAUUUGAAGGAUCCAAAGGGUCUUCUUACAUAUCUUGGCCUCAAGGUGAAGAGGUAUUACAUGUGUAUGUACUGCAAUGACAAGCGUCAAUCUUUCAACAGCUUGGAAGCAGUUAGGAAGCAUAUGGAAGCUAAAAGUCACUGCAAAGUACAUUACGGUGAUGGCGAUGAGGAUGAGGAAGCUGAGUUAGAAGACUUCUAUGACUAUAGUAGCAGCUACGUGGAUGAGGAUGGUAAACAACUUGCAUUGGGUGACACUGCCAACAUCGCAGCACUUGGUAGUGGUGAUUCAGAGCUGAUUAUAACCACAAGAUCUGCUAAUAAAGUAUCAUCCAAAACUCUUGGUUCUCGAGAAUAUUUGCGCUACUACCGCCAGAAGCCACGUCCAUCGCCUGCAAAUGAUAUGGCCAUAACUGCUGCACUUGCCUCUAGAUACCGGAGCAUGGGGCUGGCAACUGUGCAGUCAAGAGAGCAAAUGUUGAGGAUGAAAGUCAUGAAGCAAGUGAAUCGAUCAGCUGAGGCCAUGCGCACCAAGAUUAGCAUGAAGAAUAACGUUAUUUGGGACUUGCCCAAGAACGUCCUGUAUUAGUUCAUGGCAUGUCCUCAUCUUCUUCUUGUUGUAGCAAAUGUUGGGAAUUUGCUACCCACUGGUUUAAGUGUUAGCUAUGUGGAUAGUUCUCCAGUUCACAAUAUAAGCUGCAUUUGACAUGAAAGCUGGAGGAAUGGAGCAUCGUUUUAGAGCUUGCAAAGUAAGGAUGGCAAUGAUCAUUUAUGGAUUGAGAUUUUAUUAUAUUUAUAUGAGGUAAGGAAUUAGAUAUCUUGUCAUAUGUAUUGGGUUUUAGAUAUCCAUUAUUUACUUAUUAUUUAAUAUAAAAUAUAAAAAUAAUACAUA
Molecule: messenger RNA, 1650 nt
Organism: Populus trichocarpa (black cottonwood)
Lineage: Eukaryota; Viridiplantae; Streptophyta; Magnoliopsida; Malpighiales; Salicaceae
Product: cytoplasmic 60S subunit biogenesis factor REI1 homolog 1
Exons: 5
Coding region: 124-1347 (407 amino acids)
Biological process (GO): ribosomal large subunit biogenesis
Cellular component (GO): preribosome, large subunit precursor
Molecular function (GO): zinc ion binding; nucleic acid binding
Source: RefSeq, a predicted model, not a curated record